Messenger RNA from Chelonoidis abingdonii (Abingdon island giant tortoise), 1423 nucleotides. RefSeq names its product killer cell lectin-like receptor subfamily B member 1B allele C. Lineage: Eukaryota; Metazoa; Chordata; Testudines; Testudinidae. The record is from RefSeq and is a predicted model, not a curated record. Gene Ontology annotation, molecular function: signaling receptor activity. Gene Ontology annotation, biological process: regulation of natural killer cell mediated cytotoxicity. Gene Ontology annotation, cellular component: cell surface; plasma membrane.
UCGGUGUUUGGGUUUCCGAUGGAAAAAUCAAAUAUUUCUGAGGCACGCGGAAACGUUCAGUGGAAAUGGGCAUUUAGCCAAAACACACGAAUUGUCCCUCCAAAAAACAUGGAUGGAAAAUUCCCCACCAGCCCUACUUUCUAAGUCCGUUUCUGAGCUGUUGGACACGAAACAACAAGACGAGCGUUGAGAGCUGACGGCUGUGGGUGGCCGUCUCACUGGGUCCGGUUUUAUUACCAUUUAUUCCUAUCAUGCAGACUAAAGCCGUGGGAAACAAGUGGUGAUCCCAGACACAUUGGCUCUGUAUGGUGCUCCAAGCUGGGUUCUACUACCUAUCUGAGGUAGGAUCCCCACAGAUUUUCAGUAAAGUUGGGCACCUACCUCCAUUAGAGGCCUCUGGAAGAGCAGCCUAGAGCACAGUUGUGUUGGGGGAGAAAGUACAAUAUAUUCAAGCCAUUCCUCUAAGCCCACACAGUAAGGAGGGGGAUGGGACUUCAAUCGAGAUGACAUUUCCUGGUAUGGGGGGUGUUGGCCAUUUUAGUUCACACAUGAGCUGCCAUUAUACAGUACAACCCUGCUCACCUCCUCCGGUGACAGCCAUGGAUGGGGAAAUAGUCUACGCUGAUUUAAACAUCGCUGGAGAUCCUUCCUCCAGAGGCAAAGUGGCUCCAUCUCAGCAUCACGGUCACCCGAGGUGCCCACGCUGGCAUCGGCUGGCUCUGGGCCUCACAUUGGCUGGGAACGUCGUGCUGCUGGGAGUUGUGACGGCGCUGGCUGUUUGGGGUUCUCUGAACCCAUCACUGACCGGAGCCAUCCCCAAAAUGAUGGAGAACAAAACCUCAGCUCAGCCCAGUCCUAAAGGAAGAGGAUCCAGCGACUUGGAGAAGUUCCGCUCUCACCUGUGGCACCAUUUGUGUUAUACACAAAACAACAAGUCAGCAGAGGGUUCCAGCUGCAAACUCUGCCCCAAGGACUGGCUGCUGCAUGGGGACAAGUGUUACUGGGUUUCCAAAGGGAUUAAAGGCUGGGAGUGGAGCCGUGAGGACUGUUUAAUGAAGAGAGCACAACUGCUGGUGAUUGAUGACUGGAAGGAGAUGGCCUUCGUACGAAAUAAUACACAAAACCAACAUCAGGUGUGGAUUGGACUUAACAUCACAUCUCCAGGCAGGACGUGGACCUGGCAGGACGGAUCCCCGUUAAAUCAAACACAGUUCCCAGUUUUCGAUCCUGCUAAAGAGAACAACUGUGCCUCUGUGAAGAAGAACAAGAUCCAUUCUGAAAUCUGCCAAACUGAGUUGAAAUGGAUUUGCUCAAAAGCAGCUGUCCUGGUUUAAGGAGAUGGAUUUGUGAGCUCUGUUUGCACAGGUGGAAUGUAAAAAGCUCUGUGUGUUUCGUCUUUAUUUCAGUUAUUAAAAACGAUGGU